Molecule: messenger RNA, 1663 nt
Organism: Myodes glareolus (Bank vole)
Lineage: Eukaryota; Metazoa; Chordata; Mammalia; Rodentia; Cricetidae
Gene: Slc25a14
Product: solute carrier family 25 member 14
Biological process (GO): transmembrane transport
Source: RefSeq, a predicted model, not a curated record
UUAGGGGACCAUCUGCUCGGGUAAACCCCGGGUGGGUGACAAGGCAUCUCCUCUGCCCUCUCUGGGGAGCACAUUUGCUGCAGAAGCGGCCACAUUCUCCCACCGUAGCUCCCCCUCCGGAAAGGCAGGUGGCUGGCUCCUGACCCUUUUGCACAGCCUUCUGGACUCUGGCCUUUUGACCCUAAUGGUUUCCUUUCAUUCGCGCCUUCCUUUUCGGGCUAGGAGAAGGCGGAGUUAGGAUGGCUGCGCCACUGUUGCCGAGGCGACGCCGUUACUUCCGUUCAUUUCAAUGCUUCCGGGUUGGCGCUGCGGUGGCGUUUCCUACCGUGGGAGCCUCUGCUUCCCAGUCGUCUGAUGAGCUUGAGCAGCAUCAGAAAAGUUCCACUUUAAGCCAUGAGAUGUCUGGUCUGAACUGGAAACCUUUUGUGUAUGGCGGCCUUGCCUCUAUUGUUGCCGAGUUCGGCACUUUCCCUGUGGACCUUACUAAAACACGACUGCAAGUCCAAGGCCAGAGCAUCGAUGUCCGCUUCAAAGAGAUAAAAUAUAGAGGGAUGUUUCAUGCCUUGUUCCGAAUCUAUAAAGAAGAGGGGAUUUUGGCUCUGUAUUCAGGAAUUGCCCCUGCUUUACUAAGACAGGCAUCAUAUGGCACCAUCAAAAUUGGUAUUUACCAAAGCUUGAAGCGAUUAUUUGUAGAACGUUUGGAAGAUGAAACUCUCCUAAUUAAUAUGAUCUGUGGGGUAGUGUCAGGAGUGAUUUCAUCGACUAUAGCCAAUCCCACUGAUGUUCUAAAGAUUCGAAUGCAGGCUCAAGGAAGUUUGUUCCAAGGGAGCAUGAUUGGCAGCUUCAUUGACAUAUACCAGCAAGAAGGUACCAGGGGUCUGUGGAGAGGCGUGGUCCCCACUGCUCAACGUGCUGCCAUCGUGGUGGGAGUAGAGUUGCCAGUUUAUGAUAUUACCAAGAAGCACCUGAUACUGUCAGGAAUGCUGGGAGACACCAUUUUAACCCACUUUGUUUCUAGCUUUACCUGUGGUUUGGCUGGGGCUCUGGCAUCUAACCCGGUUGACGUGGUGAGAACGCGGAUGAUGAAUCAGAGGGCAAUAGUGGGGCAUGUGGACCUCUACAAGGGUACUUUGGAUGGUAUUUUAAAGAUGUGGAAACAUGAGGGGUUUUUUGCCCUCUAUAAAGGAUUUUGGCCAAACUGGCUUCGACUCGGACCCUGGAACAUCAUUUUUUUUAUUACAUACGAGCAGCUCAAGAGGCUUCAGAUCUAAGAACUGAAAAUCCAUGAGCCCAGCACUACCGCCCUUUCUACUGUUCUCCUUUGUGUUCCUAAUGUAUUUUGACAAAGGCGUAUGCGUUUACAGAACCAGUGGUCUCCGGAGGGUCCUCUUAUUGAAGAGUAGGAGGAUGACUUACGGUCGUUCAUGCAUCUGUGUCACCUCUUCCCUAAGAGGAAGUAUUCACAUUGAGAGUGUGACCCCAGAUUGGUGUCUUCUGUGAAGAUGGAUACUGAUGGGUGACAUUCAAAAGGGCCUUCUUUUCGAACGUGGGUUAAAUGCAGUUGGCUAUCCCCAGACAGGUUCCAGCAGAAGGCUACCAGCACAGGUCCUGCGAUGGAUGUUGUAGACCUUGGUUCUCAUUAAACUAUUUAUUGGCUGAAUCA